AUGGAGAAGACCUAUUCUUUAACAGCUCAUUACGACGAGUUCCAAGAAGUUAAGUACGUGAACAAAUUUAGCUCCGGCACUCUGCACAAUGGUUUAAACCUUCACCUCAGCUCUCGCAAACACGAUAGGAACGGCAAAAGUAGAAGGGGGGAGUUGCGAUGGAGCAAGCGAGAGAUUUGCCUGCUUUCCGGCUUAGUGUUUGCCACGGGGCUGUGUAUCAUUCUGGCGAGUAUGCUGGUCCUCAAGUACUUCGCUUCAGAACAAGAGAUUCACUGCCGGGAGGACUGCAGCCGCAAGAAGACCUUCACAAAGGCGGCCCGCCUGAUUGCCAGCAACAUCGACCCCACCAUUGACCCGUGCAAAGAUUUUUACACUUUCUCCUGCGGGAGCUGGCUCAGGAGACACGGUAUUCCCGAGGACAAACUCAGCUAUGGCACCGUCACUGCCAUCGCUGAGCAGAACGAAGCCAAACUGCAACGGCUCCUCAUGCAACCGGUCAAGAGAUACUACAGGAGGUCCGCCGAGAGGAAGGUCAAGCAGUUUUACAAAUCCUGCAUCAACAUGAAAGAGAUCGACCGGCUGGGAGCGCAACCCAUGCUGGACAUUAUUGAAGGUUGUGGAGGGUGGGACAUCAUUGGCACCUGGAAGAGAACGGCAUGGAGUUUUGGUGAACUUUUGUACAAAACCCAAGGAGUGUACAGCACAGCCGCCUUCUUCUCUUUAAAUGUGAACGUGGACGAUAAAAAUUCUUCCCGGAAUGUGAUCAGAAUUGAUCAAGAUGGACUCACACUGCCAGAAAGGACUCUUUAUUUUGGGCAAGAUGAAGAAAGUGAAAAGAUUCUGAUAGCAUACAAAGAUCUGAUGGAAAAAUUAGUAAGUCUGCUCGGGGGAGAUAAUGCCAAAAAGAAGACUGAAGAGAUAUUACAGUUAGAGAUGCACUUGGCAAAUAUAACAAUUUCGGAAUCGGAUACUCUGCGAAGAGACAUCAAUACUAUGUACAACAAAAUCACUUUGAGAGAGUUGCAGCGCAUUGCACCAGCUGUUCAAUGGAAACAUUUACUGGACAGAAUAUUCCAUGAUAACCUUUCACAGGAUGAAGAAAUUGUAGUACUUGCCACUGAUUACAUGCAGAGAGUUUCAGAACUUAUAUCAAAGACUUCUCCAAGAGUACUGCAUAAUUACAUGAUUUGGCGCAUUGUAGUUGCUCUGAGUGAACAUCUUUCCACGCCAUUCAGAGAUGCUAUUCAUGAGUUCUCUAAAGAAUUAGAUGGCACAGAGAAACAGAUUGAUCUGGAUAAAAUGUGCUUAAACCAAGCCAACAAACAAUUUGGGAUGGCUCUGGGAGCUCUUUUUGUUGAAGAAUACUUCUCAUCUUCCAGCAAAAUAAAAGUACAACAACUAGUUAAAGACAUUAAACACGCAUUUGAUCGUCAACUAGAUGAAUUAGAUUGGAUGGAUGAAGAGACAAAAGAAGCAGCAAGAGCAAAGCUUCAGUAUAUGAUGGUCAUGAUUGGAUAUCCAGACUUUUUAUUAAUAACGAAUGCCGUUGAUAAUGAAUAUGGUUUCGAAGUGAAUGAGAAGACUUAUUUUAAAAAUGUGCUUAACAGCAUUAUGUACAAUAUAAAGCUGUCAGUGAAAAAAAUACGGCAACAAGUGGACAAGACUGCAUGGCUGCUUCCUCCUCAAACACUAAAUGCUUAUUACUUAUCCACACAAAACCAAAUGGUAUUUCCAGCUGGGAUACUGCAGCCGCCACUUUAUGAUCCUGACUUUCCUCAGUCCUUGAACUAUGGAGGUAUUGGAACUAUUAUAGGACACGAGUUGACACAUGGUUAUGAUGACUGGGGGAGUCAUUAUGAUAAAUAUGGCAAUCUGAAAAAAUGGUGGACAGAAGGAUCCUAUGAUAAAUUUAUUAUGAGAGCACAAUGCAUUGUCAAUUUAUAUGGAAACUUUACUGUUUACGACCAAAGGGUCAAUGGCCAACUUACACUUGGAGAAAACAUUGCUGAUAUGGGAGGACUUAAACUUGCAUACUAUGCAUAUCAGAAAUGGGUUCGUGACCAUGGUCCUGAACGUCCACUUCCAGGCCUAAAAUAUACCCACAACCAACUUCUCUUCAUUGCAUUUGCACAAAAUUGGUGCAUGAAGAGAAGAUCACAGUCCAUCUACCUACAGCUGCUUACUGAUAAACAUGCCCCAGAACACUGCAGGGUUCUUGGAAGUGUUUCCCAGUUUGAUGAAUUUGGAAGGGUAUUCCAUUGUCCUAAAAGAGCUCCAAUGAAUCCAGUUGAAAAGUGUUCAGUGUGGUGA
Molecule: messenger RNA, 2310 nt
Organism: Hemiscyllium ocellatum (epaulette shark)
Lineage: Eukaryota; Metazoa; Chordata; Chondrichthyes; Orectolobiformes; Hemiscylliidae
Gene: ecel1
Product: endothelin-converting enzyme-like 1
Exons: 17
Coding region: 1-2310 (769 amino acids)
Biological process (GO): protein processing
Cellular component (GO): plasma membrane
Molecular function (GO): metalloendopeptidase activity
Source: RefSeq, a predicted model, not a curated record